UCCGCGGUCACGUGGCGGCGGGCGCGAGCAGGACCUGGACCCGCGCUCUUGGACUCUGGUCUCCCCGGCGGUGGCGUGAGGCCGGAGCGUCGCUAGGCUGUGCGCGGGACUCGUUCUGACACCUCUGGACCCACGUAAUGGCAGUUCCAGUCAAUGGGGCUCACAAGGACGCCGACCUGUGGUCCUCCCACAAUAAAAUGCUGGCGCAGCCCCUGCGAGACAGUGACAUUGAGGUUUACAACAUCAUUAAGAAGGAGAGUAACCGGCAGAAAGUUGGGUUGGAGCUCAUCGCCUCAGAGAACUUUGCCAGCCGAGCAGUUUUGGAAGCCCUUGGCUCGUGCUUAAAUAACAAAUAUUCUGAGGGGUACCCAGGCCAGAGGUAUUAUGGCGGGACCGAGUUCGUGGAUGAACUGGAGUUGCUCUGUCAGAAGCGAGCACUGCAGGUCUACGGUCUGGACCCCCAGAGCUGGGGGGUCAACGUCCAGCCCUACUCAGGCUCCCCUGCAAACUUCGCAGUAUAUACGGCCCUGGUGGAACCCCAUGGCCGCAUCAUGGGCCUGGACCUGCCUGACGGGGGUCAUCUGACUCAUGGGUUCAUGACAGACAAGAAGAAAAUCUCUGCUACAUCCAUCUUCUUUGAGUCUAUGCCCUAUAAGGUGAACCCGGACACUGGCUACGUCAACUAUGAGCAGCUGGAGGAAAACGCCCGCCUCUUCCACCCGAAGCUGAUUAUUGCAGGAACCAGCUGCUAUUCCCGGAACCUGGACUACGCUCGGCUGCGGAAGAUUGCAGAUGACAACGGGGCGUAUCUCAUGGCUGACAUGGCACACAUCAGUGGACUGGUGGCAGCUGGCGUGGUGCCCUCCCCCUUUGAACACUGCCACGUGGUGUCCACCACCACCCACAAAACCCUGCGAGGCUGCAGAGCCGGCAUGAUCUUCUAUAGGAAAGGAGUGCGCAGCGUGGAUGCCAAGACCGGCAAAGAGAUUUUGUACAACCUGGAGUCUCUCAUCAACUCGGCUGUGUUCCCAGGCCUGCAGGGGGGCCCCCACAACCACGCCAUUGCUGGGGUUGCUGUGGCCCUGAAGCAAGCCAUGACUCCCGAAUUCAGACUUUACCAGCACCAGGUGGUGGCCAACUGCAGGGCUCUGGCGAAGACCUUGAUGGAGCUGGGCUACAAAGUGGUAACAGGUGGUUCUGACAACCACUUGAUCCUCGUGGAUCUUCGUUCCAAAGGCACCGAUGGUGGCAGGGCUGAGAAGGUGUUAGAGGCCUGUUCUAUUGCCUGCAACAAGAACACCUGCCCAGGUGACAGAAGUGCACUGCGACCCAGUGGACUGCGACUGGGGACCCCAGCGCUCACCUCCCGAGGACUUUUGGAAAAAGAGUUCCAGAAAGUCGCACACUUGAUUCACAGAGGGAUUGAACUGACUCUGCAGAUUCAGAACGACGUGGGUGUCAAGGCCACCCUGAAAGAGUUCAAAGAGAAACUAGAAGGCGAUGAGAAGUACCAGAGGGCCGUCAAGGCUCUCAGGGAGGAAGUGGAGAGCUUUGCUUCUCUCUUCCCUCUCCCUGGCCUGCCUGACUUCUAAAGAGCCGGCUGGCUGCACUUCCUCGCGUGGAUGCACUGAUGUGGCCUCCGGUGAGCUGCGUAGGAGGGGCCCAGACCUUUGGAGAAGGAAGUCUGCCGCACUUGGGACCUGACUAGCUGUUUUGUGCCAAGAUUUCUUUUUGGAUUUUUCUCCUGUAAUCUUCAAAAAGUAAAAUGUGUUGAAGGCUCAUUACUAGUAAU
Messenger RNA from Condylura cristata (star-nosed mole), 1792 nucleotides. It is a transcript of the gene SHMT1, whose product is annotated as serine hydroxymethyltransferase 1 (soluble). NCBI's taxonomy places the organism in Eukaryota, Metazoa, Chordata, Mammalia, Eulipotyphla, Talpidae. Gene Ontology annotation, biological process: L-serine catabolic process; purine nucleobase biosynthetic process; cellular response to leukemia inhibitory factor. The transcript is spliced from 12 exons. Gene Ontology annotation, cellular component: cytoplasm; cytosol; nucleus. Bases 138 to 1592 code for a protein of 484 amino acids. The record is from RefSeq and is a predicted model, not a curated record. Gene Ontology annotation, molecular function: pyridoxal phosphate binding; serine binding; zinc ion binding.